CCCCCCCAAAAAAAAAAAAAUGAGGGACAGAACACAACAAAACCCUUCAUGUCUCCAGCACUACUACACUUCAUGUCUCGAGUCGAGCUCCCUAACCAAAAAAAAAACAGAAGCUCCUCUUCUGUAACAUCCAAAGGAUCCUCGUGAUGAAGAGCUCUUACUCUUCACGAGCUUCAUCGUCUUCUUCCCCAGAAUCCAAUUCCCAGGUUUUGAAUUCUCUCCCCUUCUCUUUAAAUACCCGUUUCUUCUCCUCCACCACCACCAUGCCCUCCAUUAACGACAACAUCAGUUCAACCAAUUUCUUCAUUUCCCCGAAAUGGAACCCAAAUCUUUCCUUUUCAACGCCAUUACCCUUCUGUCUCUUCUGUUCGGUUCCUGUCCUUCUUCCUCUGAAUUUACCUCCAAACAGACUUACAUCGUUCAGCUCCACCCCAAUGGCAAAACCGCCAAAACCUUCGCCACGAAAUUCGAUUGGCAUCUCUCCUUCGUUCAACAAAGUUCCGAAGAAGAUGACGACGAGCCGCCCUCUUCCCGGAUUCUCUACUCCUAUGGCUCAGCCGUCGAAGGUUUUGCAGCUCGGCUGUCUGAAACCGAGGCCGACGUGUUGAGAAACUUACCUGACGUCCUUGCCGUAAGGCCAGACCGUGUUCUCCGGGUUCAGACCACUUAUUCUUACAAGCUUGGAAACACAGGUCUGUGCUCAACGCCGCAGCUCGGUCGAGGAACCAUCAUCGGAGUCCUCGACACCGGAGUUUGGCCAGAGAGUCCGAGCUUCGAUGAUCACGGAAUGCCACCUGUCCCCAGUAAGUGGCAAGGGAUUUGCCAAGAAGGGCAGAGCUUCAAUUCCUCGAGCUGUAACCGGAAACUCAUCGGCGCCCGGUUCUUCAUCAGAGGCCAUCGUGUGGCGGCCAGUUCGCCGCCGGAGGGAGCCUCAGUUCAGAUGGCGAGCUUGCUCGGCAAUGGAGCCGGCACGGCUCGUGGGAUGGCUCCUGAGGCUCACAUUGCAAUGUACAAGGUCUGCUGGUUCAAUGGAUGCUACAGCUCUGACAUACUCGCCGCCAUUGACGUCGCCAUUCAAGAUCGAGUAGAUGUCCUUUCACUCUCCCUAGGUGGCUUCCCUAUACCUCUCUACGAUGACACCAUCGCCAUUGGAAGCUUCCGAGCAGUGGAACGCGGGAUUUCCGUGAUCUGUGCAGCAGGAAACAACGGUCCAAUCCCGAGCUCUGUUGCAAACACAGCUCCAUGGAUAUCUACCAUCGGUGCAGGCACACUCGACAGGAGAUUCCCGGCUGUAGUCCGUUUAGCCGACGGAAAGCUUCUCUACGGAGAAUCAAUCUACCCGGGGAAAGGUAUAAAGAACGUCGAGAGAGAGCUCGACCUGGUUUACAUCACAGGAGGAGAGAAAGGCGGUGAAUUCUGCUUAAGAGGGUCGCUCCCGAGAGAGAAAGUCCAUGGAAAGAUGGUGAUUUGUGACCGUGGCAUCAACGGAAGAUCUGAGAAAGGAGAAGCGGUGAGGGAAGCCGGUGGUGCUGCAAUGAUCUUAGCCAACACAGAGAUAAACGGGGAAGAGGAUUCUGUUGAUGCCCAUGUCUUGCCAGCCACUUUGAUCGGAUAUGCCGAAUCAGUUCUUGUAAAAGCUUAUCUUAACACCACAGCAAGACCGAGGGCUCGGAUAAUUUUCGGAGGGACGGUGAUUGGGAGAUCGCGGGCACCAGGAGUGGCUCAGUUUUCGGCUCGGGGCCCGAGUUUAGCCAACCCUUCAAUCCUCAAACCCGAUCUCAUAGCCCCCGGAGUCAACAUAAUCGCCGCCUGGCCUCAGAACCUGGGACCAACGGGACUUCGAGAAGACUCGAGAAGAGUUAACUUCACUGUCAUGUCCGGAACUUCCAUGUCCUGUCCCCACGUCAGUGGAAUAACAGCUCUUCUCCGGUCUAUCUACCCAACUUGGUCACCAGCCGCCAUUAGGUCUGCAAUGAUGACAACCGCAGAUACAUGCGAUCAACGAGGGAAGCCAAUAAUGGAUGGGAACAAAAAAGCCGGCUUGUUCGCCAUUGGAGCAGGGCAUGUGAACCCGAUAAAGGCGAUGAACCCGGGAUUGGUGUACAACAUCAGGACAGAGGAUUACAUUACUUACCUCUGCAGUCUCAGUUACACAACCUCAGAAAUCCUUACAAUCACCCACAAAAACGUGAGCUGCAGCGAAAAACUGAAGAGAAACCCGGGUUUCAGCCUAAACUACCCAUCUAUUUCCGUGAUCUUCAAGCGCGGAGAGACAAUGCAGAUGAUCACGAGGCAUGUGACCAACGUUGGGAGCCCUAACUCCAUAUACUCGGUAGAAGUAAAGGUCCCGAAGGGAUUUAAAGUGAUUGUGAAGCCUAAGAGACUUGCCUUCAAACGGAAGUUCGAAACUUUGAGCUACAGAGCAUGGUUUAUAUCGAAGAAGAUGAUCGGGAAAAAGCGGGUUACCUUUGGGCAGGGGGAUUUGACAUGGGUGAACUCUCGGAAUCGGGGUCAGCGAGUCAGAAGCCCCAUCUCCAUCACCUAGAAAGAACAAGUAACGAAAGAAGGGACCAUAAGAGAAGUACUCAACAACUAUGUUGGUUUCAAGAGUUUGUGUUAGAAUUAGGAUGUCGGGUUUUCACUUGGAAAACCUCUGGAUUAUUAGCAACAAGAGGACGCUACAUUGAGUAGCUACAGAAGUUGAUUAGUUAUCUUCUACUAGAUUAACUGAAAUCAUCGAUAACUCCAUCUUAUGAUUCAACCCAUCAACAAAUUCUAAACCAACUUCCAGAUGUUUA
Molecule: messenger RNA, 2798 nt
Organism: Tarenaya hassleriana
Lineage: Eukaryota; Viridiplantae; Streptophyta; Magnoliopsida; Brassicales; Cleomaceae
Product: subtilisin-like protease SBT1.2
Exons: 2
Coding region: 317-2545 (742 amino acids)
Biological process (GO): proteolysis
Molecular function (GO): serine-type endopeptidase activity
Source: RefSeq, a predicted model, not a curated record